GAGCUGUCAUGGUCUUUGAAAAGGGAGGGAGGGCAAUCCAAUUGAGGAGUUUGAAUGGUGGGAUGAUCAAUUCCCUGGGGCUCUAGAAGAGUGGACUUUCGCGUCGGCAGAGAUUUUUCAACUCUUUCCUUCCUGUCUGUUGACGGGGAUGGAGAAGUUUAAAUUGGAUGCCUAGGUCGUUUUUUGACGCGAGAGAUUCAGUAACACAGAGCACCCAUUGCAAGUUCAUGAAUACCCACAUCUUUUUUUCUUCGAAUCUGAUCGGUGUAGAGCCUUGCACAGGGCGUCAAAUAUUGCUGGAUUUGUGCUCUCUUUUGACGGUUUGAGUGCGCGCUUCAAUCCGUCGAAAGCAAAGUGCCGGACUGUGCUCUGCUUCAAGAUAUUAGGACCCAAAUUGUGGUUUCGUUGAUUUGUUUGGGUUUAUAGCGGUUAGUGAGGGUGCAAAGUUUAGUUCGUUUUCCUCGAAUCCUUUCCAGCGGGGCGUCUAAAGCUCUCUUUUCAAGGCGCUCUGCAUUGCAACGGUCAGGUACAGUUCCUUUUAUUUUUUCAAACAAUCCGUUAAGAUCCAGAUGGUAUUAAACAAGGUAUGGAGCUAAUCUAAGCAGAGCUGAGUCUCUUUUUGUUGCCCUGAUCUUGACGGUGCUUUUGUUCUUGUUUUCUGAAUUUGACGCUCUGUAAACCCUCCAAAAUGGGUCACACUGAACCCCAAGCUCCUGCCAAUGGAGUGUCUGUGCAAAUCAACGGUAAUCCGUCCCGCAGACUGCCUGAUUUCCUUCAGAGCGUCAACCUUAAGUAUGUUAAGUUGGGCUACCAUUAUCUCAUAACACAUCUCUUAACCCUUUUGCUGAUACCUCUGAUGGUAGGGAUCCUUGUUGAAGUAGGUAGGAUGAAUCCACAGGAUAUUUGGCAGCUCUGGAUCCAUUUACAGUUCAAUCUGGUGAGUGUCCUGGUGUGUUCUGCUGUUUUAGUAUUUGGAUGCACUGUGUAUGUGAUGUCAAGGCCUCGGCCAGUCUAUCUUGUUGACUAUUCAUGUUAUAAGCCCCCUGAAGCCCUUAAAGUGAAUUACACACGCUUCAUGGAACAUUCCCAGCUUUCAGGGAAUUUCUCUGAGCCUUCUCUUGAGUUCCAGAAAAAGAUAUUGGAGAGAUCUGGUUUGGGAGAGAGCACUUAUGUCCCUUCUGCAAUGCAUUACUUACCCCCCCGGCCAUCCAUGGCAGCGGCUAGGGAAGAGGCAGAGCAGGUCAUGUACGGUGCCCUGGAUAAUCUGUUUCAGAAAACUGGAUUGAAGCCUAAAGAUAUUGGAAUCCUUGUGGUGAAUUGCAGUCUUUUCAAUCCAACACCUUCUCUUUCGGCAAUGAUAGUGAAUAAGUAUAAGCUCAGGGGAAACAUUAGGACCUUUAAUUUGGGUGGGAUGGGUUGUAGCGCUGGGGUUAUUGCCAUUGAUCUUGCCAAGGAUAUGUUGCAAGUUCAUGGAGGCACCUAUGCAGUUGUUGUCAGCACAGAGAAUAUUACACAGAAUUGGUAUUUUGGUAACAAGAAGUCAAUGUUGAUACCGAAUUGCUUGUUUCGUGUUGGAGGAUCUGCAGUCCUGCUGUCAAAUAAGAACUCUGAUCGUCGACGUGCUAAAUACAAGCUUGUCCAUGUUGUGAGGACUCAUAAAGGAGCAGAUGAUAAGGCAUUCUAUUGUGUGUAUCAAGAGCAAGAUGAAGCUGGGAAGCUUGGUGUUUCAUUGUCUAAGGAUCUUAUGGCUAUAGCAGGAGGUGCUUUGAAGACUAAUAUCACAACUCUAGGACCUCUUGUUCUGCCUAUCAGUGAACAAUUACUCUUCUUUGCAACCCUGGUGGCGAGAAAGCUUUUCAAUAUGAAAAUCAAGCCAUACAUACCAGAUUUCAAGCUUGCAUUUGAGCAUUUUUGUAUUCAUGCCGGAGGAAGAGCUGUGAUUGAUGAGCUUGAAAAGAAUUUGCAACUCUUGCCGAUACAUGUAGAGGCUUCUAGGAUGACUUUGCAUCGGUUUGGUAACACUUCUUCAAGCUCAAUUUGGUACGAGCUCAGUUACAUUGAAGCAAAAGGGCGGAUGCGUAAGGGAAAUCGGGUCUGGCAGAUUGCUUUCGGAAGUGGGUUCAAGUGCAACAGUGCUGUUUGGCAAGCACUGCGUACCGUAAAAUUAUCAACUGAGAGCCCUUGGGCUGAUUGCAUUGAUCAGUAUCCAGUGGCAACUAUCUGAAUUUGAUUCUUUACUACAGCAACAUCAACAUCCUGUGUGCACGUAACUUCUCCACUCACAUGCAUUUUUUAGUGUUACCAUCUCUUACUCUUCUUUGGUCCCUGUGUCCAGGCUUCCUACAUGUUCAAGCUUUGCAUGCUCAUUUUUUUGCACAUUCAGAUGUUGCAUCUUUAAGCUGUGGAUCAGGAUUUGGAAUUACAAAUGGUGCCAUGUUCUGAGCUUUUGAGCACUUUUGCAUUUUUAAACAUUGCUCAUUCAGAAUUUGUAGGUUAGAGAGGCAGCAGCAGAAACCAAUUCUAAUAUUAUCUGUAUAAAUAUGCUUCUCAGAUGCUUCUUCAGACAAUUCUUCAGUCAUUGCUGCACAUUGUCUUUAGAACAUCAUUCUUGGCAGCUUUACUGAUAUCCAUAGCUGUAAAAUUGACAUCAUCAAGGAGUUCAUUAUGGACACAUUCUGUUUUGAACUGAGUUUAA
This is a messenger RNA of Cryptomeria japonica (Japanese cedar), 2695 nucleotides long. Its product is annotated as 3-ketoacyl-CoA synthase 4. The record is from RefSeq and is a predicted model, not a curated record. The coding region runs from base 689 to 2224 and encodes 511 amino acids. Lineage: Eukaryota; Viridiplantae; Streptophyta; Pinopsida; Cupressales; Cupressaceae. Gene Ontology annotation, cellular component: membrane. Gene Ontology annotation, molecular function: acyltransferase activity, transferring groups other than amino-acyl groups. Gene Ontology annotation, biological process: fatty acid biosynthetic process. The transcript has a single exon.